GCCGGACCGGGCGCGAAGUGGAACAACCUCGCGCAGCUACAAUGGUCACCAUAAUCUGUCGAUCCGACGGUAUUCGGAUGGUCUGGGCAGGGUGCUAGGCAGCGGAUGUAAUCACAGCUCCGACUCGUUGCCAAUGCAUUGCAAGCACAUCGUGUUCAACACCGGUCGGGUGCAACGCGCAUACCGAAGUCCGUCGACAAGGGAAAGUACAAUAAUAUAAAGUAGCGGGUGUUGGAAUCAACAGAUUCUGGCAAUAUUACCGGACUCACCAGCAGCCGCCCAAGAACACGCCGACAACCAUGCCCCAAUACGCCCAGGACCAGCCCGCGGGCUACAACAACUACGUCUCCAACGUCGUCAUCGUCGGCGCAGGAGGCCAAGUGGGCAGCCACAUCGCUUCAGCCCUAGCAGACACCGGAAAGCACACCGUAACGGCCCUGACCCGCGAGGGGAGUGCUAGCAAGCUUCCCGCCGGGGUCAAGACGGCGCGCGUUCCGUCGUACGACGACGAGGUAGCCGUCGCCGAGGCCCUAAAGGCCGCAGGCGCCCAGGUGCUCGUCAUCACGCUGUCCGUGAUGGCCAGCCCGGAGACGCAGCCGCACCUCAUCCGGGCGGCCGUCGCCGCGGGCGUGCGCUUCAUCAUCCCGAACUCGUGGGGGAUCAAGAUGUCGGACAAGAAGCUGGCCGAGGAGACCUUGCUCGGGAACAAGGACGUCGUGGCGCAGGAGACUGUCGCGCAGGCCGGCGGCGUCAGCCAGCUCGUCUUCAUCGCGUGCGGGUUCUGGUACGAGUUCAGCCUCGCCGGCGGGCGCGACAGGUUCGGGUUCGACUUUGCGGACCGGGUCUUUUUGGUGCUCGACGGCGGCGACACCAAAAUGCACGUGUCGACCUGGACGCAGACGGGCCGCGCCGUCGCCGCGGCCCUGAGCCUGCCCGUGCUGCCGCGCUCGCCCGGGUCGGGCGAGCCGAUGACGCUCUCCGGGGCGGCGUCGUCGCCCCAGGCCGUGCUCCACGUCAAGAGCUUCCUGCUCUCGCAGAAGGACAUGUUCGAGAGCGUCAAGCGGGUGACGGGCACCACCGACGCCGACUGGACCGUGCUCCAGAAGACGUCCAAGGAGCAGUACGAGGAGGGGCGUGAUGCCUUCCUCAAGGGGGACGGGAUGGCGUACCCCAAGCUCUUGUACGGGCGCGGGUGGUUCCCCGGAGCCUGCAGGUUUGACAGUGUGGACAACGAGGCGUUGGGUCUGCCCGAGGAGGAUCUGGAUGAGGCUACAAAGGAGGCGGUGCGCAUGGCGAUAAACAAUGAGGUUCCCUAUUGAGAAGGCUGGAAGGCCACUAAACAAAGACCUCGUACAACUCCAUCCACAAACACUCCGGAAUUACAUAACCCUCACCAAGUGUUUUAGACUUGAUUCAGUUCUAUGAGCACUUUUUAGGGGCAAAAGGUUCAGUGCCAUUUCAUGAGCCUUCCAAUUCGCCUGUAGGUUAGCGGCAAAUGGCUCCUCAAUGUGCUUUAUACGAGUUGCAACUGUUUCCGGAAAGGGUUUUCUGGUAUUGAAUCGCGAGACAGGCAACAACAGACUGCGUCCAGUCCGUACCUAUAACCCACAAGAUCUAUCG
Gaeumannomyces tritici R3-111a-1 is the source of this 1620-nucleotide messenger RNA. RefSeq lists its product as hypothetical. Bases 300 to 1319 code for a protein of 339 amino acids. The record is from RefSeq and is a predicted model, not a curated record. Lineage: Eukaryota; Fungi; Ascomycota; Sordariomycetes; Magnaporthales; Magnaporthaceae. The transcript is spliced from 2 exons.